Molecule: messenger RNA, 2559 nt
Organism: Melanotaenia boesemani (Boeseman's rainbowfish)
Lineage: Eukaryota; Metazoa; Chordata; Actinopteri; Atheriniformes; Melanotaeniidae
Product: extracellular calcium-sensing receptor-like
Exons: 6
Coding region: 1-2559 (852 amino acids)
Biological process (GO): G protein-coupled receptor signaling pathway
Cellular component (GO): membrane
Molecular function (GO): G protein-coupled receptor activity
Source: RefSeq, a predicted model, not a curated record
AUGUAUGACUGCAUCUGUGUAUUAUUACUGUUUCCAGUUAUUAUGGGAGCCUUUGGAGCAGAGAGUGACACUGUGUUAUGUAAGAUGCUGGGGAACCCUGAGUUUCCUCUUCUGUCUAAGGAGGGUGAAAUAAUUAUUGGAGGAGCUUUUUCAAUUCAUAGCCAAAUUUCAAAGCCUUUACUGUCCUUGAAUGAUACUCCAGAACCUGUCAUCUGUUCCAGGAUAAAUUUAAGAGAAUUUCGCUUUGCUCAAACAAUGAUUUUUGCCAUUGAGGAGAUCAACAACAGCAGUUCUCUGCUGCCUAACAUCUCAGUUGGUUAUAAGAUAUUUGACAGCUGUGCUUCAACACUUUCUUCAACACGUGCGGUAAUGGGUUUAAUGAAUGGACAGGAAAGGACUUUUGGAAAAACCUGCUCUGGUCAGUCUUCUGUUCAUGCUGUUGUUGGAACAUCUGAGUCAUCCACAACGAUUGUAAUGCUACAAAUUUCAGGGAUUUUCCAAAUACCACUGAUCAGCCACUUUGCAACAUGUGCUUGUCUCAGUAACAGAAAGGAGUACCCAUCUUUUUUCAGAACCAUCCCCAGUGAUUAUUACCAGAGCAGAGCCCUGGCUAAACUUGUAAAGCACUUUGGAUGGACAUGGGUCGGGGCAGUGAGAAGUGACAAUGACUAUGGAAAUAAUGGAAUGGCAACAUUUAUUUCAGCUGCAAGUCAGGAGGGUGUUUGUGUUGAGUAUUCUGAGGCCAUUUCAAGGACUGGUUCCAGGGAACAGGUUGAGAGGGUGGUCAACGUGAUCCGUAAAGGUACAGCAACAGUUUUAGUUGCUUUUCUUGCUUAUGAUGAAAUGGAUGUUCUGCUUGAAGAAGCUCUGAGGCAGAAUCUGACUGGGCUGCAAUGGGUGGGUAGUGAAUCCUGGAUUACAUCAGGACAUCUGGCCAAAACAAAGUAUUCUGACAUACUGACAGGGUCUCUGGGCUUUGCCAUCAGAAAAGCCAAAAUUACAGGUUUGCGAGAAUUUCUUUUACAGGUUAACCCGAAUCAGGAACCUCAGAACAACCUGCUCAGAGAGUUCUGGGAAGUAACAUUUGGCUGCAGCUUCCAGUCAAGUCUGGACAACAUAAAGCAAUGCUCUGGCUCUGAGAGACUACAGGACAUAAACAAUCCCUUCACAGAUGUAUCAGAACUAAGAAUAUCUAACAAUGUGUAUAAGGCUGUGUAUGCUGUAGCUCAUGCUAUACAUAGCAUGGUCAAAUGUGGUGAGGCAGUCAAUCAGUCAUGUAAUGUGAAGGAUCAUUUAGAGCCAAAGCAGGUUGUGAAACACCUCCAGGAUGUGAAUUUUACAAUUCGUUCAGGAGAGAGAGUGCAUUUUGAUGGAAAAGGAGACCCUGCAGCAGCUUAUGAGCUGGUGAACUGGCAGAGAACCCCACAGGGUGAUACUGUGUUUGUGGCUAUAGGGAGCUAUGAUGCUUCACUACCAAAUGGAAAACAGUUUACCAUGAAUGGUGUUAACAUAACAUGGGCUGCAGAUUCUCCACAGAGGCCACUAUCUGUCUGCAGUGAGAGUUGUCUGGCAGGUUUCAGACAGGCUAUGAUUAAAGGCAAACCUCUCUGCUGUUUCUCCUGCGUUGCCUGUACAGCUGGGGAGAUCAGCAACUCCAGCAAUUCUGCAGAGUGUUCACGCUGUCCGCUUGAGUUCUGGUCAAAUGAAGAUCACAGCAAGUGUGUUCCAAAGGUGAUGGAGUUCCUGUCUUAUGGAGAAACCAUGGGGGCCCUCCUUGCUGCUUUCUCCCUAUUUGGAGCUACCUUAACACUGGUGGUCUUUUGUAUCUUCUUUCAGUUCCGUCACACACCUCUUGUCAAAGCCAGUAACUCUGAGCUGAGCUUCCUGCUGCUCUUCUCCCUGACUCUAUGUUUCCUGUGUUCUCUGACCUUCAUCGGCCAACCCACUGAUUGGUCCUGCAUGCUACGCCACACGGCUUUUGGCAUAACCUUUGCUCUGUGUAUAUCAUGUAUAUUGGCUAAAACUAUAACAGUGCUGAUGGCCUUUAAGGCUACCAGGCCAGGAAACACAGCCCUUCAAUGUUCUGCUCCACUUCAGAGAACAAGUGUUCUUGGCUGUACUUUACUGCAGGUACUGGUUUGUGUGGUGUGGUUAACUUUGGCCCCUCCAUUUCCACACAAAAAUACAGCUUCUGCCUCUGACAGGAUUAUACUAGAGUGUGAUUUAGGUUCACCUGUAGGAUUUUGGGUUGUGUUGGGAUAUAUCGGACUCCUGGCAGUGCUAUGCUUUGUCCUUGCUUUUCUGGCUCGAAAGCUGCCUGAUAAUUUUAACGAGGCUAAAUUAAUUACCUUUAGCAUGUUGAUAUUCAGCGCAGUCUGGGUCACGUUUAUCCCAGCAUAUGUCAGCUCUCCAGGGAAGUUUACAGUAGCUGUAGAGAUCUUUGCCAUUCUGGCCUCAAGCUUUGGGUUGCUUUUCUGUAUAUUUGCUCCUAAAUGUUAUAUUUUACUACUGAAACCAGAGAGAAAUACUAAAAACCACAUGAUGGGGAGAGACCAGUAA